GUGCGCACAGUUGGCAUCCAGGAAAUGUAAACAAAUGGCUUGGUUGUGUGAAAAGAAUCCAGCAAAAAUCCAAUUUGAUAGUCAGCAAUGUAGUUAAAAAAUGUACAAUAAAUCUCAAGAAGACACCACUCACGUUUCCAGUGACUGAUUGUGUAAUUGUGUAGAAGAGAUGUGUGUAUGAGAGGAGAUAAGGGGAACAAAGUCAGUUAGGGCGUCCGGAGAACGACACUCUCUGUCAGUGUUUUAAUCAGCAAACACUCACCAGUUGAGCAAAUUGCUCCCAGUUCUGUGUACAAUUGAAGGUGGUGAGGUUGUGCAUCUCAAUACACCAUUCCGGAUAAACCAGGAAAAUUUUUGGGUCAAUUCUCAGGGCAAAAUCCCAGAUCAUCCAGUGAAGGAUGUCAGUGAAACAGACAGUUCUUGUGACUGGAGGAGCAGGAUAUGUGGGAUCUCAUACGAUUCUGGAACUCUUGAAUGCCUCCUACAAGGUCAUCUGUGUGGACAAUCUCUGCAAUGCGUACAAGGAGAAAAAUGCCGCUCUGCCGGAAUCUCUGGUGCGCGUCCAGGAGCUCACCGGAAAGAAAAUUACCUUCUACGACGUGGACAUUCGCAAUAGGGAGGCAUUGACUGAUGUCUUCAGAAAGCACAAGAUCGACUGCGUGGCGCACUUUGCGGCCCUCAAGGCAGUCGGGGAGUCCUGCAAAUUCCCUCUGCAGUACUACCAGAACAAUAUCACUGGUACCAGCAUCCUGCUGGAAGUUAUGGCUCAGGCCAAUUGCUUCAACUUCGUCUACAGCUCCAGUGCUACGGUCUAUGGGGAACCCAAAUUCCUGCCCCUGACCGAAGACCAUCCCACGGGACAGUGCACCAGUCCCUAUGGGAAGAGUAAAUACUUCACCGAGGAGAUCCUCAAGGAUCUCUGUGAGUCAGACAAACGUUGGAAUGCCGUUUCUCUGAGGUACUUCAAUCCCGUUGGUGCUCAUCCGAGUGGAAAGAUUGGAGAGGAUCCCAACGGAGAGCCCAAUAAUCUCAUGCCUUACAUUUCCCAAGUGGCCGUUGGAAGACGGCCCCUUUUGCGUGUCUAUGGUACGGAUUACCCCACGAAGGACGGGACAGGGGUAAGGGACUACAUUCACAUUGUAGACCUGGCAGGAGGACAUGUGAAAGCUCUGGAGAAGCUGGGAACAGGAGAAAUCAAAGGAUUUGUGGCGUACAAUCUGGGAACUGGAGCAGGAUACUCUGUCCUGGAGAUGGUGGAUGCUUUUGCUGUGGCAUCGGGACGUGAUGUGCCAUAUGAGAAAUGUCCUCGGCGUCCGGGUGACAUUGCCGAGAGCUAUGCUGAUCCUUCCCUGGCGGCCAAAUGUCUCAAUUGGCGUGCCCAGAAAGGGAUUAGGGAAAUGUGUGCGGACACAUGGAACUGGCAACAAUCCAAUCCCAAUGGAUAUGCUGCUGCUAAGCUUUAGUUGACCAAAGAUGCGAAACCUCACCAAAGGUUACACCCAGGGACAACCUCAACAUUCUUCUUUACUGCAUUCGCACUUUUUGCCCGCUUCCACGUCUCUUUUAUCCCUGAUUUUUUUGUGGUGUAUCAAUCGUUAUUGUGCCAUGUUUCGUUCCUGUUUAGUGAAAUUAUUUUAUUUUAUGGAGAAUAAAGUCAUUUUUUUUUUGAACGGAAAA
Molecule: messenger RNA, 1677 nt
Organism: Phlebotomus papatasi
Lineage: Eukaryota; Metazoa; Arthropoda; Insecta; Diptera; Psychodidae
Gene: Gale
Product: UDP-glucose 4-epimerase
Exons: 2
Coding region: 399-1463 (354 amino acids)
Biological process (GO): beta-D-galactose catabolic process via UDP-galactose, Leloir pathway
Cellular component (GO): cytosol
Molecular function (GO): UDP-glucose 4-epimerase activity
Source: RefSeq, a predicted model, not a curated record